Cuscuta epithymum is the source of this 1294-nucleotide messenger RNA. NCBI's taxonomy places the organism in Eukaryota, Viridiplantae, Streptophyta, Magnoliopsida, Solanales, Convolvulaceae. The record is from the annotation of a GenBank genome assembly.
UUUUAACUAAAAAGUUUAUUAUACAUACGGUUAGCUGGGGUGAAGUAACUGCAGAGAGAGUGGCGGAUAUAUCAAAGUGGUGUGCUUUCAUCCUCGAUCUUUUCAUAUUUCUCGCUCUAAAUUUCACUUCCAUUUCUUCUAGAGAUCUCCACUUGUAUCUUCGUCGAUGGAGUCAGCCGCCGUUCUUCGUUCAUUCCACCAUCCUCUAGGUACAUCUAAUCUGAAGUCAGUAUUGGAAAUGCCCGGUGUGGUCCCCAUGAAUAGUUCCGCAUUGUCCAAGUUUGAAUUUCCUGGGAAGCUCAUUUUCAUGCAUAGUAGGCACAAUAGAUUUGUCGUUUCAUAUGCAAAGCCAUCUAAAACAAAUGCAUCAGAAAAUUUGAAUGGGGCUGCCAUUUUGGACGAGAGUCAACUAGAAUCGCUAAACGGAAAGCAUCCACAGCUACAAGCUACAUUUCCUGAUGGUAUUGAGGCACUAAUAACAGAAGUAUGUGAUAGCAAAGAAAUUGCAGAGUUGAGACUUAAGGCUGGGGGAUUUGAAAUGCACCUGAAGAGGAAGGUUGAGGGUGCUACAGUUCUUACUCCAGUUUUCACUCCCUCACCACCAACUACUCAAAGUGAACCCGUGACUGACUCAUUGGUUACUGCUUCUUCAGUGCCAAAUCCCUCUGGAAAGAGUAGCCCAUUUGUAAAUAUCUCUGCAGAGAAGUCUGCAAAGUUAGCAGAAGUAGAUGCUUUUGAAACUAGUGGCCAUGUCCUAAUAUCAUCAAACACUGUUGGUGUAUUUCGAAGGUCUAAAAAUGAAAAGGACACACCUGCUUGCAAGGAGGGUGAUGUUAUAAGAAAAGGGCAACGUAUUGGCUUUGUUGAUCAGUUUGACUGUAUACAUCCUGUCAUUGCAAAUGUUGGUGGAAAGGUCGCAAAGUUCCUCUAUGAUGAUGGAGAAGCUAUUGGCUAUGGAGAUGCACUUGUUGCUGUUCUUCCAUAAUUUUCUUUUCCGGAAAUACUUGUUCUUGUGGUUCUCAUAUAUGGCGGUAUAGAAGCCACUAUUUGAAAUUUCAGUGCACACAAUUUUAAUUUGGUACUCGAGCGGCAUAUAGAGAUCGACAAUGCUGUUUUAUUUGUGAUCGUGUAUGAGUUUAGUUUACCCAACAUAAGUAAAUUAUCUAGAAAUUGAAUUGGCAGUGACUCAUUGUUAUAGAUAUGGUAAUAUUAUGAUCUAUUUUAGUCUAUAUGAUGGUAUCCAUGUUCUCUAUUAGAGCAUCUCCAAUGCUAAAACGUGAACGGUGCAUACGUG